Acanthosepion pharaonis is the source of this 858-nucleotide messenger RNA. The record is from the annotation of a GenBank genome assembly. NCBI's taxonomy places the organism in Eukaryota, Metazoa, Mollusca, Cephalopoda, Sepiida, Sepiidae.
AUGAUUUUUUCUUUCUUUCUUUCUUUCUUUCUUUCUUCAGUGCCUGCUUUCUACAUACCCUUUAACACUUUUUCUUUCUUUCUUUCUUUCUUUCUUUCUUUCUUUCUUCAGUGCCUGCUUUCUACAUACACUUUAACACUUUUUCUUUCUUUCUUUCUUUCUUUCUUUCUUUCUUUCUUUCUUCAGAUAACACUUUCUAACCUUUACACAUUUUUCUUUUCUUUCUUUCUUUUAACACUUUUUCUUUCUUUUCUUUCUUUUCUUUCUUUCUUUCUUUCUUUCUUUCUUUCUUUCUUCAGGCCUGCUUUCUACAUACCCUUUAAUACUUUUUCUUUCUUUCUUUCUUUCUUUCUUUCUUUCUUUCUUCAUGCCUGCUUUCUACAUACCCUUAACCUCUCUUUCUUUCUUUCUUUUCUUUCUACAUACCCUGCUUUUUACCUUUCCUUUCUUUCUUUCUUUUCUUUCUUUCUUUCUUUUCUUUCUUUCUUUCUUUCUUUCUUUCUUCUUUCUUUCUUCCUUCUUUCUACAUACCCUUUAACACUUUUCUUUCUUUCUUUCUUUUCUUUCUUUCUUUCUUUUUCUUUUGCUUUUCUUUCUUUCUUUCUUUCUUUCUUUCUUUUCUUUUUCCACAUACUUCUUUUCUACAUACCCUUUUUUCUUUUUUCUUUCUUUCUUUCUUUCUUUCUUUCUUUCUUUCUUUCUUUCUUUCUUUCUUCAGUGCCUGCUUUCUACAUACCCUUUAACACUUUUUUUUCUUUCUUUUUUCUUUCUUUCUUUCUUUCUUUCUUUCUUUCUUCACCUAUUAAAUCUAUCUAUUCAUCUAUCUAUCUAUCUAUCUAUCUAUCUAUCUAUCUAUAA